Stegastes partitus (bicolor damselfish) is the source of this 864-nucleotide messenger RNA. It is a transcript of the gene mrpl18, whose product is annotated as mitochondrial ribosomal protein L18. Gene Ontology annotation, molecular function: structural constituent of ribosome; 5S rRNA binding. Gene Ontology annotation, biological process: translation. Bases 157 to 723 code for a protein of 188 amino acids. Gene Ontology annotation, cellular component: ribosome; mitochondrion. Lineage: Eukaryota; Metazoa; Chordata; Actinopteri; Pomacentridae. The record is from RefSeq and is a predicted model, not a curated record. The transcript is spliced from 4 exons.
GAAUGUCAAAGAUGGCGCUCCUCAUGUAACGGUGAAUUCUCCUUAAGUACUUGGAGCGAAAGAAGCAUGUCGGAAUAUUUUUGAGGACAUAACCACGUAACAACACCUUGACUGGACUUUUGUUUUAGUUCGUGAGGGAGAACAGCUGAGGAGGAGAUGGCUCAGAGAGGAAUUAGUCGCAGUUUGCGGCUGUUGUUCGGUCAAACUCAACGAUGUCCUCCAGUUGUGGCUGCAACCACUGCUCGGUGUAGGAGUCAGGCAGCGUCCCAGCCGGAGCCCAGCGCGGAUGAAAAUGAAGCCGUGAACCCGACCUUUGAGAACAGAAACCCCCGGAACCUGGAGCAGAUGGCCCUGGCUGUAAAGGACCGGGGCUGGAAGACCAACUGGCCCCACCGGGAGUUCCACCACAGGUUGAUGUUUUCUCGCAGCCAACACCAUGUGACAGCACAGGUGUUCUCCAGCACCUCUCCUAUCCCAGUGCUUUCUUGUUCAACCAAAGAGUGGGCGCUGAAGAAGGAGCUGUAUUCCACAAACUGUGUGGCAGCAUGUCAGGCUGUAGGUGACGUGCUGGCACAUCGAUGCCGGCAGGCUGGCAUCACCAGGAUGGUGUACAGGGAGAUUCCCUGGACGUACCGCUCCGAUUCAAUUCAGGCUUUCAGGACUGCAAUGAAAGACGGAGGAGUCAUCUUGAGUGAACCCAGAAGAAAAUAUGUUGGGACAUGAAUAUAAGUGUCAUCUGUUGUUUUGUAUAAAUAUCCUCUGUAUCUCUUACUCACUGGUCUUUCGUGAAUUAAUACUGUACUGCUAUCAACAUCACUACAGUAAGUGACAAUAUUAAGAAUAAAAAUGGGCUGAUCAAAGUAA